Charadrius vociferus (killdeer) is the source of this 1099-nucleotide messenger RNA. RefSeq names its product LIM homeobox 1 (gene LHX1). Gene Ontology annotation, cellular component: nucleus. Gene Ontology annotation, biological process: neuron differentiation; regulation of transcription by RNA polymerase II. Bases 1 to 852 code for a protein of 283 amino acids. The record is from RefSeq and is a predicted model, not a curated record. The transcript has 4 exons. NCBI's taxonomy places the organism in Eukaryota, Metazoa, Chordata, Aves, Charadriiformes, Charadriidae. Gene Ontology annotation, molecular function: RNA polymerase II transcription regulatory region sequence-specific DNA binding; DNA-binding transcription factor activity, RNA polymerase II-specific.
AUGGCGGAGCGCUGCCGGCACCUCGAGAGCGCAAUUAUGGGGGCGGCGUCCUCGGGGGCCGCAGCGCCACGUGCCGGGGUUGCAAACGACGACGGUUUCCCGCGGCUGAGAUCUCUGCCGAAACCUCGCUGGCGGAGCCGUUCCCGCACUGAGCUGGUGGCCAUCGGUGUGCGGCAUCUGUUCAGCUCCGCCAAAUACAUCUGUGGCUUCACCAACCUGGAGCGCCUGAUGCAGAGUCCCCCAUGGUGUUUCGGGACCAAGUGCGCGGGCUGUGCCCAGGGCAUCUCCCCCAGCGACCUGGUCCGCAGGGCGCGGAGCAAAGUGUUCCACUUGAACUGUUUUACGUGUAUGAUGUGUAACAAGCAACUCUCCACCGGCGAGGAGCUCUACAUCAUAGACGAAAACAAGUUUGUCUGCAAAGAAGAUUACCUAAAUAACAGCAAUACUGCCAAAGAAAACAGCCUGCAUUCAGAUUAUCAGAGCGAGUAUUACGGCCCUGGAAGCAAUUACGAUUUCUUCCCGCAAGGACCUCCUUCAUCUCAAGCUCAGACACCCGUGGAUCUCCCUUUCGUGCCCUCCUCGGGGCCGUCAGGCACUCCCCUGGGGGCCAUGGAUCACCCCCUGCCCGGACAUCACCCCUCCAGUGAGGCUCAACGCUUCACUGACAUCAUGUCGCAUCCCCCCGGAGACUCGCCCAGCCCCGAACCCAACCUGCCCGGGUCCUUGCACUCCAUGUCCGCAGAAGUUUUUGGUCCCAGUCCUCCAUUUUCUUCGAUAUCCGUCAACGGUGGUGCUAACUAUGGCAAUCACUUGUCACAUCCACCAGAAAUGAAUGAAGCGGCUGUGUGGUAGCUUUAAAACAAACUGGGUCUAAGUAAGUGAUGAUCAUCUAGUCUGCUUAUUGUUAUGGUGUACAGAAAUGAAUAAAUAUAACAUCUCUCCUGCCCUAAGACAAUAUUACCUUGGGAACGAACUGAAUCCAAAUCGCUCCAAGGCAAGCUUUGCUCUAGACCAGGACAAUCUCCAUGUUAUGGUUGUAUCAAACAAGCAAGGGGACUUUUUUUUUGUACCAUUGACAAAGAAACUGGUGAAGCUGUAC